Messenger RNA from Macaca mulatta (Rhesus monkey), 658 nucleotides. RefSeq names its product interleukin 9 (gene IL9). NCBI's taxonomy places the organism in Eukaryota, Metazoa, Chordata, Mammalia, Primates, Cercopithecidae. Gene Ontology annotation, molecular function: cytokine activity; interleukin-9 receptor binding. The record is from RefSeq and is a predicted model, not a curated record.
UUUUUUUGUUUGUUAAUAUAAAGUGGCCCCAACUUACAGAGAAAAAGUGGGCUUUUGGUAUCAGUUUGAUGUCAGGGUUUUUCCAUGUUUGAGAGGGAGCUUUAAAUACCACUCGAUUUGAAGGUGUCUUCAGGCGAGCUCCAGUCCUCUGUCAAGAUGCUUCUGGCCACAGUCCUUACCUCUGCCCUGCUCCUGUGCUCCGUGGCAGGCCGGGGGUGUCCAACCUCCACGGGGAUCGUCAUGGACAUCAACUUCCUCAUCAGCAAGAUGCAGGAAGAUGCAGCUUCGAAGUGCCACUGCAGUGCUAAUGUGACCAGUUGUCUCUGUCUGCCCAUUCCUUCUGACAACUGCCCUGGACCAUGCUUCAGGGAGGGACUGUCUCAGAUGACCAAUACCACAGUGCAAACAAGAUACCCACUGAUUUUCAAUCGGGUGAAAAAAUCGGUUGAAGUACUAAAGAACAACAAGUGUCCCAAUUUUUCCUGUGAACAGCCAUGCAACCAAACCAUGGCAGGCAACACGCUGACAUUUCUGAAGAGUCUCCUGGAAGUUUUCCAGAAAGAAAAGAUGAGAGGGAUGGGAGGCAAAAUAUGAAGAUGAAAUAUUAUUUAUCCUAUUUAUUAAAUUUAAAAUGCUUUCUCUUUAAGUUGCUACAAUU